AUGGCUUCAACCUCAUCGGCGGCAACAAUUCUUAUUCUUAUAAUGAUGCAUCUUUUAGUAUCAUCACAUCAGCGUGAAAUUGCGUCACUCUCAUUCAAUUAUGGUAUUGAACAAGUUAAAAGCCGAGUUAAACAAUGUAAAUGUCCAAAUAUUUCGGAGCGAAAUUUCCAAAGGCAAUACCUAGGAGGACUUGAAGGAUUGGUUUAUAAUUUAAUGAAUGAUCAUCCUACACUUGAUAAUACCUGUCCAAAACAAUCGAGCUGGAUAAAGAUUAGCUCCCAUUUGAAAUCAAUAUCUUCAUGUAAUUUGGCUGAUGUUUCUAAUGGAAGUCCUUGUUUAUUUGCAUUAGGAAUAGGCAGUAUUCAAAUUCAAGCUGCUUUUGCUGCAUGUCCUGCUGAAACAGAUGCUAACCGUGUUGGAUUUGGAAUUGCCAAACGUAUUCCAUAUUUUUCACUCCACUGUAAAGGAAAUGACUGUGACUUGAUAGGGUAUCCUUGUCAACGAGAUUCUGAUUGUGGUGGAAACGGUUUAACUUGUUGGGACCUUGCCAAUCGAGAAUAUACAAGAUAUGAUUCUUGGAAUAGAGUAUUUGUGAUGACAGGUCUUUAUAAUCAAUUCGAAACUUGUAAAUCUCCAGAGCAAUUGGUUGAAAGUUUGAUGAAAACAGUUAUGGUUAAUCAUUGGGGACAAACAAGUUCAAAGAAAUAUUCCUCAAUUAAGGUUUGCGGUCCUAAAAUUGAACCGAUUAUAAGUCUUGGAUCUAGCUCAAUUAGUGCUUCAUGUUCCAAUACCAGAUCUUUCACUCCUUCUGAAACUAUUGCAAACCUAACCCAAUUAUCUCAACAAGCUGAAUCUAAUAAUCCAAAGAAAAUUACAACAGUAACACCAUUGAGUGAAGAAAUUACCAACAAUGCAAGAUCAGCUCCAUUAACUUAUUAUUGUAAUGGCAUUUUGUCAAACUCUCCAAAUGUGUGUUCAGGGCGUGGUCGUUGUUUUCUUGAUUAUGGUGAAAUUGGUUACUGCUCUUGCAAUGAAGGUUUUACUGGUGCUUCGUGUUCAAAAGAAGUUAUAUGUAAUGGAUACAAAUCUACUGAUCGAAACGUUUGCAGUGGUCAUGGUUUAUGUACUAUUGUGAAUGGAGGAGCAGUUUGUGUUUGUAAAGCAAGUUACAGUGGCUCUAAUUGUGAAACCAGUUGUCCAAAUUGUCAACAUGGGUAUUGUGCUGUUGAUAAUGAUGGUGUAGGGUGGUGCCAAUGUUACUAUGGAUAUUAUGGAGCACUGUGUGAUAGCCAUUCUACUUGUAAUGGUGUUCCCGCAUUUAACUACACAGUUUGUUCAGGGCAUGGUGAUUGUAUGGGAAGUGGUGAAUGCAGUUGUAAUAUUUGGCACAAAGAUGAAGCUUACUAUGGUUCUAAUUGUGAAUUCACCUAUAACUGCACAAUGUGUAAAAAUGGUUGGUGCAGGGUUGCUAGUGACGGUAAAGGCUUUUGCUACUGCAGUUAUGGAUUUUCUGGACCAGUUUGUGAUGAACCUCACACUUGUUAUGGAAUUGCACAUAACAAUGCAUCUGUUUGUUCUGGACAUGGUGAUUGUUUUAGCUAUUACCUCGAAGAAUCUAUUAUUACUUUCUGUAGUUGUGAAUCUGGUUAUGUUGGUGAGUCAUGUUCUAUUCCAGUUGUUUGUGGUGCUUACAAUAGUACCGAUUCAAGAGUAUGCAGUGGACAUGGAAAAUGUAAAUCAGUUUCCAGAACAGAUACUCAUGGUUAUUGUGAUUGUGAUGAAGGUUUCAAUGGUAUUAAUUGCGAAAAUACAAUCACAUGCCCAAAAUGUCAACAUGGAAAAUGCACUUCUUUUGGUGUAAACGGUACGUGUUUAUGUGAUGUUGAAUUCACAGGAGAGUUAUGUGAUAAACCAGUUACUUGUAAUGGUUACCCAGCUUUUAACUACCUUGCAUGUGGGGGCCGUGGUGCUUGUAUAGCAAGCACAUCCAAUAUGGAAGAUGCAACAAUCAGUUCUACAGAAGGUGUUUGCAAAUGCUAUAGUGGUAAUAUUGGGGCAGAUUGUAAAAUUUCCACUCGUGGUGAUUGCACCUAUUCCAUUUCAACAAUUUCAUCUUGGAAUGGUAUUUUAAGUGAUGGUUCAAGUGCUAUUGAAAAUGCAAAGAAGACUGCUUCACUUUCGCUUCCAACUGACCCAUUAUUCUCAAAUAUUGAUUCUAGCAAGUAUUCUCUGCUUAUGAAAUAUGAUUGUAAUGGAGUUUUUCAAUUAGGUCCCUUAAUGACAGUUCACACACCAAAUAUCAAUGCAGGUUUAGCAACACUGGAAAGCGUAGUGAACUCGUUGUUUUCAUGUAGCUCUGGAUGGGGUGAUGAUUUGAGAAGAGUAUUGAUCCAACCUUACAAUGUCAAAGCAUGGAUGGCACUUUUCACACAAAAUUCAAAUUCAUUCUCAGCUGAUUCUUGGACUAUUUCUCCAAUGCAAAUAUUACUUAAAAUUGUACCAACUUCUUUGAACAUGAAAAUACCAUCAACUUGUACAUAUGAUAAUUAUGAAGCUAAAGGUUGUGGAGUUACAUAUACCAAUUUGAAUUCAUUAUUUGAUGGACAAGUCAAUAUCCAUUUCCAUACUUCAAGAUGUACUGCAAAUCCAGAAAGUUUACCAAACUUUUAUGUUUUCUGUGAAGGAACCACUCCAAGGAAGAAUGGUUCUGCCUCUAAUUCCGAUGCCGCUUCAUCUACUCAAGCUACUCCUACCAAGUCAUCUGGUAGCAAGUCUCCAACCAAGUCUCCUGGCAAAACAGGUGCCAGCAAGUCUCCUAGCAAACCUGCUAGCAUUCCGAAGACGAAGUCAAAAGCCGAUACUCUCGUACAUCACUCCUUCCCUUCCUACAAGCGUAGGUUUAGGGUCCUUCUGGCAGGUUUUCCUGAAGGGAGUAAUCAACAGCAGGUGCUUGAGCACUUUAACAUUGAUUUAAAUAGUGUUUAUGGUGUUCAAUUGACCUCGGAUGUCAAAAGUGUGGCAUUUGUCUACUUCAUCAGCCAUGAACUUGCUGUAAAGGCUGUUAGUGUCAAUCGGGAGGAUCUCAAAUCUGCUACUAUUUCUAAAUUGUUAUAUGUUGGUGGUAUUGUUGUAAAUAAUCUUUCCUUCAAUCCCAGAAAAAACAAACCUUCUCUUAUGACCAGAGUGAAAGAGCUUAUCCAAGAAACUGCCACCAAAGGUACUGCUGUUGACCUGAAGCACCUUGCCACCAAUUCAAGUCUCGAAAUGUUGGAGAAAAGAGUGAAAACUCUUGAAUCCUGCGUGAAGAGCUUAGAGGAAGAGAACUCCGCUUUGAAAUCUAAUUUGGAGAAAUUGGUGAACAAAGAAGAUUUUAAAAAUGAUAUGAAUCAAGUUAAUAUCAAAACCACCAAUGUUGGCAAGGAUCUUUCUGACUUCAAAUCCUUUAUGGAUGGGGAAUUGAAAAACAACGGCUCACGUAUGAAACAUCUUAAUGACUCAAUGACGGACAUUAAUGAAAAUAUUAACAAGCUUAAAGAAUCCAUCCAGUCUGCUGUAGAGAAAGUCAAGUCUGACUUUUCUAGUGAAAUCAAAUCCCUUCACAGUGAUCUCUCCUUAAAGAAAAAAGAUGUCGAAACUCUAUUAAAUAGUUUUAAAAUGGAUUUAAACAAACUCAAAAAGGACAGAUCAGACUCCGAAUUUUCAAUCAGCUCUCAAAUUCAGGCCCUUCAAAAGUCUAUAGAUGGAGUCAACUCUAACGAGGGAGGAAUAAAAACUGAUUAUGGUGUUGUCAACAUCAUUAAUUGGUACGGUGUGCAAAAGUAUAGUAGUGAAUUCCAGAACAUCUUAACUAAGCUCUCAGAGUAUUUACUGGAAGCUAUGUUUCACUCGGAACAUGUUAUUAUAAUGGGUGACCUUAAUAUCAACACCUUGUUUGGCUCGGAGAAGAGGAAAGCGAGCGCCUUCAAUGAAUGGUUACAAGUAUUUAACCUGAAUGAUCUUGUUCCAUGUCCGACUCGCCCCUCUUUUAAGUCUAGUAGAGGUAGCAAGAAGCCAUAUUCUACCAGACCAGAUCAUAUUGUUAGCUCCCUACUCUCCAGCCAACUGUGGGAUGUUGAAAUGUUUCUUCAACACAAAAUGGUCUGUGCUGAGUUUCAAUUAUUCGAUUUGGAGAGCACUGCUAAAUUUGAGGAGGUUUUCUAUAUGUCUAAAUUCAAUAACAAAGCGUUUACUGAGAAUCUAGACUGCAUCAAUUCAAAGAUUGCUUCCUUUUCAGGAAAAGAUCUUCAAUCCUUCUUAACUGAGCUGUGCUCUCAGUAUCAUUCGCCGAUUAGGAAAUCUCCUUUGAUUACUGAUAUUAAAGAAUAUAGAGAUUUAGAGCGUAUUCGGAGGGCUCUCCAAAAGGCUAAAUGGUCUAACCGACCGAAUAAGAUAGCCAAGGAAUUUAUGGCUACUGUUGGUGUAGAUAAUGCAACUGUAGCCUAUAAAGAUGUGGUGAAGAAACAACAGAACGUUAUCCUCAGUGCUCUUAAAGCUAGAAAAGAGGCCUUCAAAAAGGCAGUUAAUAACCUUAAAAGUAGUGUUCCUUAUAGAUACGCGUUUAAAUCGGAGCGUAACUCUAGCUCUGUGUUUAAAAUCUCUGAUCCAACUCAAGUCACGGAACACUUUGAAAAGAUGUUCAAUACUGCACUCGGAGACUCUAAUUUGGAUGAGAAAUUAAUCACAGGACACCCCAAACUUGCAGAAUUUAGGGUCCCACCUGCUAACCCAGGUUUGCUUGCGAAUGUGGUUAGCCGGAUGAAACACUCAAUGCCUGGUAGUGAUAAGGUGCCAAUGAUUGUUUUCAAAUCUAUGAAUGAAGAUGCUCUCCUUACAGUGUGUUCAAUCUUUAACAAAAUCCUUGUUGAUGGUAACCCCAUCCCUGAUUCUUGGAAAGCAGUUGAUAUUAGUCACGUGGAAAGGAUGGCAUCUGUCUGUAGGUUUGUCAAUUCUACCUCUCCUAUCACCCAAAAAAUCGCAAGAGCCAUGAUAAAUAAGGCGCUCAAGGGUGAAACUACAGAUUCACUGUGGAAAAAUACUGCCGCUACAAUGAAAGAUCUGAAAUAUUACUUCAAAUCCACAGAUAAUGGAUGGGUCUUGUGUAACCGUACCAAUCACAAGCCUGUCUCCAACCUUAGAAAUGCUAUCAUUGAAACUCAGCGAUCCAAGAAAAUUAUUAAUAAGUUGGGCCAAUUAGACAAUGACUAUAAUUGGCAUAAUUGCACUCUCUCCUUCUGGAGAAACUCUCUCUUGUCUUAUUAUCAGCAAAGACUCCUCUACUUUAAUCUCCACCACUCAAUUUUACUAGGUAACGACAGUAUUUGUGACAAAUGUAAUGUCAAGGAAGAUUGGACCCACGUAUUCCAAACUUGUCCCAAAUGCAAUCCUGAAAAGGAUGAACUGUAUGCCACAUGGGACGCUAUCUCCCAGAAAUUUAGCCUUAACAAGAUUCGUUUCCCUCCUGAUAUCUCAGAAUCCUCUCAACUUAGGAUAGAAUUUGAUGGUCGUUGCUCCCGUAAUGACUGGCUUAACUGGUCUAAGCGCAAAAGAAUACCUAAGAAUGUGGCCCUAGAAGUCUACAAAGCACUAGCUAUUUAUUUGGAAAAUUGCUACAAGAACUCAGUGUGGUACAACCGUCCCAAUGCAAGCUUCACUAUUAACAGGAAAUACCUCUCUGCCUACCACAGGCAAGCUCAGUCUAACCAACCACUUAGCAUCAACCCAUAA
Molecule: messenger RNA, 5763 nt
Organism: Naegleria gruberi
Lineage: Eukaryota; Heterolobosea; Eutetramitea; Acrasida; Naegleriidae
Exons: 5
Coding region: 1-5763 (1920 amino acids)
Molecular function (GO): RNA binding
Source: RefSeq, a predicted model, not a curated record